CCGGCAGGGUGUCCUGGGAGCUCGUGAGGAGGUCUAUGAGCGAGGGAGAUCUUUAGUCGGAUUUCUCGAUCGACGGUCGGGGGGAUUUUAGAAACUAUUUGUGGCAAGGGUUAGCUGAUGCGCGCUUCUCUCACGUGCGACGUGCGGAGCGAAGGGGUGGAGGAGGGUGGAGGAUUCAGUGACUUCGAAGCGACUUCGAAGGGACUUCCUGGUGCACCACUGACCCAGGAUCGCACUUUUAACUCCUGAAUACGACACCUGAUGCAGUAGCGGCGUAGGAGGUAUCGAGGGCGCGUGCAUGGAAGAGAGCAGGAAGGACGGAAUCGCAAGGAACGGCGCCGAAGGUGGGCCAAGGUGGCUCCACGAGAAGUAGGAGGGCCGAAAGAUGUCGAGCGCCGCGGAGAGUCCUGACGGGAUGGCUUUGCAGUCCCAUUAUUCCCUGCGAUGGAACAACCACCAGGCUCACAUCCUCCAGGCCUUCGAGGCCCUCCUGCACGCGGAGAUCCUCGUCGACGUCACCCUGGUCUGCACCGAGACCAGCCUCAGGGCGCACAAAGUGGUCCUCAGCGCGUGCAGUCCAUUCUUCGAGCGGAUAUUCGCGGAGCACCCGUGCAAGCACCCGGUGAUCGUGCUGAAGGACUUCCCCGGGCGUGAGGUAGCAGCCCUGAUCGACUUCAUGUACCGGGGCGAGGUCCGAGUUGGUCGAGAGGAGCUCCCAGGGUUGAUGAGAGCAGCCGAGAGCCUGCAGGUGCGAGGCCUGGCGUCGUCGGAGCCGCGACCAGCGAGCCCACCCGAGACCCCGACGACGGACCUUCUCCUGGGGGAGCCGUCGACGCCGGAGGGGGCCAGACAGGGGACCCCGGAAGAGGAUGACAACGCGUCCGAGAGCGCCGCGCAUGUACGGGAGGGCACCUCCUACCAGCGGGACCAUCGGGACCAUCGGGACCACCGGGACCACCGGGACCGGCUACCACACAUGGGCCACCUGAACUUCUCCCUCCGGGAGCUGAGAGACUCGUGCGGUUCGCCGCUGAUGCCGAGGAGGAAGCAAGCGAGGCCACGCAGGAGGUCCGGGGACCUGGUCCCGCAAGACCUGAGCAGGCCCCACCCGCCCACCACCCCCAGUCCGCCGCCCAGCGGGCUGAACCUCAGCAGCCAGUCGCAGCAGGCUAACCCGCAGGGGGCGCAGCAGGCCCAGCCCCAGGUACAGGAGGAGAUCGCCGAGAACCUGUCGAUGAAGAGGUCGUUGCCGACCGAGGGUGGGGCGGAGCCGGCGAUCAAGACCGAGAGCGAGGCCGCCAGCAGCCCCAGGGGGUCGCCGUUGACCGGCAGCAGUCUGCAUCCGGACGGGUCCCUCCAGGACUUCCCGGCGGCGGGUCUGCCCGGCAUGUCCGCCCUCUCGCUGACCCCUCCGCACCAUCACAGCGAGUACCUGACGAGCCUGGGCCAGUUGGCGGCCCAGUGGCUGCCCAGCCACCCGGCUGCCCAGAGCCAGCUGACCCAGGGCCACCAUCCCCGAGAGGGCAGCCCCCAUGGCCGGGCGCAUCCCUAUCAGCAGCAGGACCCCGCGGGACCGCUGACCCCCAGACGAUCCGUCACCGUCUUCCCCAUGGACGGCGUGUCACCUCUCAGCGGCGCCGGUGGCUUGUUUCCUCCUGGGAGUGGGCUAGACCGGGGGUCGCUUCUGGCGGAUCUGCACGACAGUUUCAAGCCGGAGGCCCUGCACGGCCUCUUCGGGGGAGCCAAUCUGGGUCAUCAUCCGGUCAAGAAGGCCAAGAAACACCGUGCCGACGGGGAUGGACCUCGCAGGUGGUCGGAACAUAGCAGGGGGCUCCCGGUCGGCAGGCCCAAGGGCCAACACAGUGCUCCUCGUGGCGGACCCCCCAGGUCCUGGACGAACGCCGAGCUCACCGAGGCUCUGCAACACGUGUGGAACAAGAAGAUGACCACCUCCCAGGCUAGCCGGAUAUUCGGGAUCCCGUACAAUAGUCUGCUGAUGUACGUGCGAGGGAAAUACGGGAAGAGCCUCAAGCUGGAGCAACUCAGGAGGGACUGCACGGGCGCCACCACCGGCGAGGUCAUGAACUCCCUGAACAACAACGUCAAGGCCGUCCAGCCACCUGCCCAGAUGAGUCAUCCGCUUGCCGGGCUGCCGCAUCCCGCCGAUGAUGGCAGCUUCUCGCACCAUCCCCUGCUCGGAGGGAACCUGCCCCAGGGCUUCUUCCCGGACUUUGGCGCCGCCUUCCCCGUCCCGGUCAGCAUGGUCCACCUGCUGCCCCCUAGCGAGCAGAAGGCUUUCGAGCCCCCGCCACCUGGGGGGGCCCCGACCGACCUCGCUCCCAAGAGCAGGACUCCCUCGCCGGCGAAUCACGAAUCCUUAACCCAGCCGACCUCGGCACCGGCGCUGCUCCAGCAGAACGGGUCCAACUAAGCCGACCGACGUCGCGCGGGGCCCC
Messenger RNA from Orussus abietinus, 2456 nucleotides. It is a transcript of the gene lov, whose product is annotated as protein jim lovell. NCBI's taxonomy places the organism in Eukaryota, Metazoa, Arthropoda, Insecta, Hymenoptera, Orussidae. Gene Ontology annotation, molecular function: DNA binding; protein binding. The transcript has 4 exons. The coding region runs from base 386 to 2431 and encodes 681 amino acids. Gene Ontology annotation, cellular component: nucleus. Gene Ontology annotation, biological process: regulation of transcription by RNA polymerase II. The record is from RefSeq and is a predicted model, not a curated record.